Gryllus bimaculatus (two-spotted cricket) is the source of this 2871-nucleotide messenger RNA. NCBI's taxonomy places the organism in Eukaryota, Metazoa, Arthropoda, Insecta, Orthoptera, Gryllidae. The record is from the annotation of a GenBank genome assembly.
GGGACAGUAGGUGCAUAGAGUAGAGAUAUACCACUUGUAUAUUAUUGUAUCUCUUCUCUAUGAGUAGGUGUAUACAGUAAACAAACAUGAACAAGAUGUAAAGCGUUGGUGGGCGUUGUUAGCAUAUUUGAUAUGAAAAUAUACUCUCAUUGAUAGGUUUAAUGUGCCUGGUCUUUGGAAGAAUUGUCCCACAGCUUCGUUCUGUUCACGGAGUGUGCUUGAGAAAUUCCCUGUAUAAUUUGCUAGAAAUAUAAAUUGUGAAAACCUUCUGGCGAGUUAUUGUGAUUUUUGAAGUUUGUGAUAACUUUAUAUAGUUUUUUUUUGUCGAAAUAUAAACUUUUACAGUAUUUCAUUAAUUUAAGAAUGACUGAAAUAUUAUUUGUAUAAUUUGAUAAUAUACAAGAGAUCUUAUUCCUAGCUGUGUGUUUGACAGAAUUAAUUCUUUUUAUCUCUUGAGGCAUUAUAAUUGACAGUAUUGAAGUGAAUACAAUUUUGUAAAGCUGUCCUAUCCAAAAGCAGACAAGUAUACAGAAAACUCAAGAGAAAAAAAUCAGCAAACAUUAAAUCUUAAUGUAGAAUGAUCUACUGAAAACUUUGUUUUAAACAAUGUAUUAUUACCACAUGAAAUCGAAAUCGAUAUUUUUAACAAUCAAGCCUUUAAGAUUAACAGGAUAAAUUUGUAAAUCCUCAAUGAUUUUACGACAUUUAAGGGACCAAUGCAAAACAUCAACACAGUACAGAAAAUUCUCUUCCAUUGCUAUUCAAUAUGAGCAACAGAAUGUGUCAAAAGCUGUGCAAUAUGAACAUGAGUGUUUGUCACGUGGAACACAGUGCAAUAUCACAACUGAAUCAAGAGGUAUACAAUGUUCGUUAGACAAUACACGUGUACUUUUUGAAAAUUAUAAUUCACAAUCUAAUAGCCUCCAGUACAUUUCCAAAAGCACUCAGUGGUCUUCUGAUGACACAUCCAUAAGUACUAGUUCUCAGUCUUGUGAUGACCACACUAAGGGGAAUAGUUCAACAAAUAAUUCAAAAUAUACCACUAGAAGUUACCUACAAAGUAAAUCAAAUGAAUUUCCAAAAGAAGAUGCGACCUCUACUCUACAUAUGCAUUCGUUAAAUUUGGAAGGUUCCCAGAUGAUUGGAAAAGAUUUUAAUACAAAGCAAACACGAAGAUUAAAAUCUGGGAAGAAGAAUCUUUCCGCAUCAAUCUUGUUUGGUUCAAUCAUAAGGCAAAGAAAAAAUACCUAUGCCUCAAGUACCACAUCUGGCAUUACAGAAAUGUUUAGUUCUCGGUCUGGUUUAGAGUCUGUAGAAGACAAUGCAGUAUCAGUUGACCUUCCUGUGCAAGCAGUAAAACCAAAGAAGAAACAUUUGUGGUCAGGUAAUGACUCUGUGAUUUCGAUCUCUGCAAGUGAAUGUUCUUUAGAUUUUUCUGAGUUAUACCCUGAAACCCAGAAAACCUUUCCAAAAUGUAAGUGGAAAAGUAGCAGAACAUUAUCUAUUCAACCUAGAAGUAAAUACACUUAUGAUGAAGAACUGACUAUUAUUGAGUAUAUAUCAGAAAAAAAAGUGUAUAAACAGGUGGGAGGUGUAGCCAUGUGGCAGUGUAUGGAAACGGAAAUAAAAACCAAUAGAACUUGGCAAAGUUUAAAAGAACAUUUUCGGAAAAAAAUUCUUCCAAAUAUAGAUGAAUUUAAUCUUCCAAAGAAAGUGGAGGAAUCAUUUCAUAGAAUAAACAUGAGGUAGAACUAAUUUAAUUACGAGAUGUAUAUGCCUUUCGUCAGAGAAAAGUAGACUGAAUCAGAAUUAUCGAAAUAACAAGUUUUUGUUUCUAUUUUGCAAAAAAUUGUGGGCUUUUUACUGAAAAUAUAUGUAAUGUAUCAAUAAAAUUAUUAUGUUUGUGUAUUUUUAUUGGAAAUGUAAUCAAAUGUCAGUAAUGUGUCAAUGAAAUGAAUUUUUCAGAAAGUAAAGAAAGUCGUGCAAAUCUGUCAAUGCUGCAACAUUUUUUUUCCUCCAAAAUUUAUGACAAACUUCUUUGUAUGUUAUAGACUUAUACAUUUUCUUUGUAAAUUUAAACUAGAACGUGUGUGUGUGCCUAAAACCCACACACACUUUUUUCCUUCACAAUAUUAUUAAACUCAAUAUUUCACUGGGAAAGAUAGUAUUUGUUGUGAACCAAUGAGCGUUAUUUAAUCUUAAAUACAAUUCUUAGAAUAUUCCACUUAGUACAUGGCUUGUGCUGCUUUGAGUGCUCAAAGAGCCUGCCACCACAACAAAGAAUUCAUGAAAGAUUUGAACCACUUCAAGGUUGCGCUUGUCAGUCAGUCAAGAAGGAUGCAUAAUUUUCCUAAAGAGAAUUGGAGCAUUUGUAUGUAUAGGAGAAUUCCGUGCCAAGAGAUUUUGGUGAUGUGGAUAGCAGCUGAAUACCCCUAGAUCCUUAAUCAAAGUAGUCACACAUGCACAGUGCUGUAAGUAAUAUGAUUUAAUUUGAUUUUUUUCCCAGAAAACUUUUUCAUCAUUACAGAUAUUGACUAUGUAAUACAAAAGUAUGUCUCAGAUGACGGUUUCAGCAUGUUUAUUAGUUUGUAGUAGAAUACCUUCAAUUCUUCAUGCAAGCUUGCUGCUAAAAAGAUUUUUCUCUUUUGCCAGAGGCUGGAUUAAUGUAUUAUGGGACCCGUUAAUAUAAUUAAAAUAAACAAUAUUUGAAAUUUAAAAAUUAUAAUUAAAAGUUUGAAUAUUUAUAUAUGUUAACUAAAUAAUAAAACAAAGAAAGCUGUACCUAUUUAAAAAUUAUUGGAAGUCCCUAGGCAUGUGCUUCUACUUUGAUACACUUCUACUUAUAUAACUGAAAGUGACUUUGGGGGGGGG